Patiria miniata (bat star) is the source of this 1645-nucleotide messenger RNA. RefSeq lists its product as uncharacterized. The record is from RefSeq and is a predicted model, not a curated record. The coding region runs from base 1 to 1413 and encodes 470 amino acids. Lineage: Eukaryota; Metazoa; Echinodermata; Asteroidea; Valvatida; Asterinidae. The transcript has 3 exons.
AUGUCGGAGGAAUUAAGGAAAGCAGGCAAUGUAAAAUACAAGGCGGCACUUGUAGAGGGCUUGUCUCCUGUCCUCAAGUGUUCUAGACUUCAGUCAGCAAUUAAUCUAUAUGCCAGGGCCGCAUCGGAGGCCACUGGACCAAGAAUGGCGAGCGAGUGGUCUUCGGCAACCAAGAAUCUCGGAAUGGCUACAAAGAGGAUGGCCCAAGAGUACAUGAAAGACAAACAGGACACAGGAUAUGCGAAGACUCUCAUAACAUUCCGAGAGGCUCUGAAAUACCUCGGCCAGGCUUUGGUCCGAGGUGCUUCUCUGCUGGGUGACACCUGGAGGACCAAGCUGCAAGAGGAGAUCAAGGCUUCUUACUUUGAGAUCUUGGAGAUUAUCGGUACGUUUGAUGACCCUAAGAAGAAGCUUAAAGAGAUGUACCAGGUACUGAAGCUGUUGCCCGAUGGUGAGGCGCUCUCUGCAUUGGCCAGGUAUCACAUUGCUGAUGUUCUCUUUAAAGAAUCAGUCUGUCUGCUUGAAAAAGGUGAAUAUCAAAAAAGUCUCGGACUUCUCCACGACAUCCACCAACCGGUUGAAGAGGCUCUCAGUAUUCUACGGAAAGGGAAGCUUGCUGAGCAGGAUCUUGAAGCGGAUGAGGUUCGUGUAAACCUGGAGGUCAUUCAGCAGGAUGCGCAGUUUCAAAUCUGCACAGCGGAGUCCAUGCAGGCUCGCAAGUAUGGAGAGGCAAUGCUUGUGAAUCUGUUGGACGAGGAGGUUUGGAACAUGGACAUGGUCUGGGAUGCGGUGGACUGGUUCAAACAAGCUACUCUCAAGGCAGCUGAGCUAAACUUGGAGCAAGAAGCAGCCGCCUUAAGUUAUCUCGGCCUAAUCAACGAGAAAAUCUUGCUCAUAAAAACCAAGACCAAGGUGUAUUACAAGCGCUGCUUGGAGCUGGUUGAGGCAGCUAAGCCCAGGACCUUCAUUGGUCACAAGUGGUACACGCAGUGUGUAGUGGGAUUCAAGAAGAUCCAGGAUGAGGAAAGAUGGAGAGACGAAGCCGCACAACAGGAAAUAAAACAAAAGGUUCUAGAUACACUAAAAGAUGAGAUCACAGCUCUCAAAAAGGCCAAUACAAGUGCAGUCAGCCUCGUAAAGUACCUUCUCGACCACCAUCCAUCCCGGAAUAGCUCCAUCAAGUUCACCAAGACUCACCUCGACCAACUGAAGGAGACUGAGGGCAGAAAUGACAAGCCCACAUUGAAACAACGAAAGAAGCUGCUGUUGGGAGCUCUCCAAGAUUACCACACAGACAAGGUUGUCAAGUCGGUAGGAGAAACGGAGGAACAGGUUCAAAACAGAAAGGUCUUCCUUGAGGAAAUCACAAAGAUGAUCACCGCGCAUUACGAGAAGGUGAAACUCAAGACUUAAAACAAUAGAACGAAGAUGAGAGAGGGAGAGAAGAAAACUAAAACACUAAAAUAAACCGCGCUUAUUUAAUGUAAAAAUAGGAGCAAGUUGAUCAUUGUAUAACGACAGUUGGACAGGUCGGUACCACAAAACAGAGUGUUGCUGUGAAACAGCUAGAAGAAAUGCAUUGUGAUGAUGUUCCACCAUAGAGCUAUAUUUAAUAUAGCUCUAUGUGUUCCGCCGAAGAUUCGAA